This is a messenger RNA of Ciona intestinalis (vase tunicate), 6621 nucleotides long. Lineage: Eukaryota; Metazoa; Chordata; Ascidiacea; Phlebobranchia; Cionidae. The record is from RefSeq and is a predicted model, not a curated record.
AUGUACAUAGGUGAUAAAUGGGAAUUUGACACCAGUGAAACUCUCGCAGGUGGUCAGCCUGAGGUUUUUGUUGAGUUAGAAACCUUUGCCACAACAUCACUAUCAAGUGAACAUGCAACUGAUGCUACUUUUGAAAGAUCAGGAUCUACAGUCCUUCAUCUGCCAGAUAUCACAGAUGAAAAUGUCUCAGAAGAUCAGACAUUGUUUGGAGCUUAUAAAGUUGGUUCUUCGUACUCUAUACCUGAACAGAUGGCUAUUCUAAACGAAGUAGUUACACCAGAAAUGACUUGCUUUACUCAUGAAAUUGAAUCUGAUUUUGGCUUUGAAGCAACAACACCAACCGGCAACUUGCAGCAACCAACUGCUGAUGAAACUAACCAAGAAUCUCAAAAAGAGUUUACUGGUAUUGGGUAUGUAAGUUACCCAAUUGGAAAUCAAAAUAUUGAUCAAUUAAGAGAAAGUGUGCCAGACCAAUCACAAGUGAAGAAGAUUGAAACCGAAAAACAAACAGCUUCUCUUGUUGAAUCAAACGCAGUUGUGGAAGCAAAUAAAAGAAGCGAGAUUGUGAAAGAGGGUCUGACACAUUUUAAGGAAACUCAGCUGAGUUUUGAUUCCAUUUCCCACUUAGAUCUACCGUGUUAUUCAAGCUCUUGCAGCAGCUCUUCCGAAUCAGGAGAUGAAGAAGAGUUUGUUAUACUUCCUACCAGGAAUGAUGCAGUCAGCAGUCUUGAAAUGUGUAAUGUUGAUUCUGAGCCAAUUGCAGAGUCUACUGGUGAUGAACUUCUUUCUAUAAAAACAGAUGAGAAACAGCACCGGACUGUAGAUUGUGAAAACCAAGAUUUUUCCACAAUUGAUGAGGUUUUUGAAGAAACUGAAAAUGUUUGUGUCUCUAAUACAAUAACUUAUAAUGCACCUGUAUCAAAAGUUGACAUGGGGAAACAUAUAACAGAUACAAGUUUUAUGGUUGCUACUGAAACAGAGUAUUCUUCAAACCAAGAGGCUUUAAAAAGAAACUCUGAAAUCACUUAUGUCAAUGUGCUUUCUAAUGAAGAAAAGUUAACUACCAUAUGUCAUGAUGAUAAUACGAUUGCUACAACUGUUACAAACUAUGAAGCUGAUUUACCCCAGUGUUCUGAUUCUUCUUCAAAUGAUACAGUCAAGGUUUGUCCACCUGUGCAUGUAAUGACAACAGAUACUGCAUAUGCGCGUCAAAUGACAACUGAAAAAUUGUAUCAUGAUCCUGUGGACACUGGAGAAAAGUUUCAGCCUGGCUUAAAAAUUAUUGAACAAGAAGCCCAAGAUUCUGGUUUUAAUCUAAACUGUUCAGCAAGUAAUAAUGAUGAAAGCGGACAAACAGAAACAUUUGAUUUGUACCCAAUACUACAUAGCCGGGAACCUGAUGAUGAGUUAGUUAUUCCUAUUCAGUACUCCAUUACAGAAGUAAAUGAACAAGCAGUAAAAACAUUAGAUGUUUCUGCAAAUGAUUCUGGUGUUGUGCUUGAUCAGUCUGUUAAUGCAGACAAUGAGUUUGGUAUGAAAGAUACUACAUUGCAAGGUCCACAUCCCAUACAUUCCACUUUUGUUGUGAAUGGAGAUGUUCCAAACGAAAUGUAUGAGUUUAGCGGUGAUCCAAAUGAUACCAUGGAUAAUGUUGAGCACAUUACUCCAUUUACAGCUGAAGCUCAGAUAUUGAAUGAAGCAAAUGGAUGUUCACUGGCACAAGAACUAGCCGAUGCAAUGGCACCAGGUAUUCAACAUGGAUCAUAUUACCCUGAUAACCUGGGUGAUUCUGAAAUGAACGAAACUGAAUAUAAUGCAGAUAUAAUGUCAUCACAAGACCAUUUAACUGGUUUGAAGCAAUCUGAUGAAAUUUAUGAAAGUAUAACAGAACAACCAAAUGUUAGUCAUACCAUGACUUGCUUUACACAGCACUCAAACAUGGAAGGUGAAACAAUACUUCAGUCAAAUGAAAAUCAAGAUGUUAACUUUGCUUCAUGCAAUGAUAGAGAUCUGGAGGAAAUUAAUAAACUUCAGUCACAUGGUUGGUCACAGUUCACUGAAGAUACAAAUGAUCCCAUUGAUGAAGUGUCAAGAUCUGAUUUAUCUCCAAAUGGUGGUGCUGAAACUUGUUUUUCUUCAGUUCAUACCGGUUUGUACACAAGCAACCAGUGUGUCGAAUAUAGCAAUGAAACAUUUAUGGAAUACAAAAAUGAUCUAGAUGUAGAUAAAGUGAAUGAUGAUUUGUAUUACAAUGUCCAUGAUGCAUCAGAACUACCUGUAUAUGCUGACCAAAGCAUGGGUCAGGAUGAACCUACAGAUUUGUUGGUGAUUAAAUCAAGUGACAGUGGAGAUAUUGAAUUAAAACAAGCACAAGUUGUAACACUUGAAACUCCCGAAUCCAGACUUUCUAUGCUUGAAACUGUACAACCAUUUGCUGAGAACAGUGGAACUGAAAUUGAAGGAAAUCCUGACAAAAAUCGUUUUAAAAGAUUUUCAGAGUAUGACUGGACAAAAACUCCGGCUAAUUCCGGUGAAAUUGAUGAUGAUUGUUCAACUUCUUCUUCAUCCACAUCCAAUCCAGACUCUGAAUCUGGAAAUGACUCUGAUCACAUCCCUUUUACUAAUGUACUCACAUGUGGAACCAUAGUUGUGUCAGAGUCAACUGAGCUGUUGGUUCCUGCUGAUGCGGAGUUUAAUCAAUUGGAACAGCAUCAUGCAGUAGAAUCCAGCAUGGGACUAAAUGUAUCAAGCAUACCAGCAUCAUCAUCAAACUUGGAGUUUUCCUCAUUCGCUGAAGAUCGAGCAACUACUUCCUGUAUCACAACCUCUAAGUACGAAGACAAAAUAACAUUAGCUCCUGUAUUUCCCAAAGCACAUGGAGUGUUUCGUAGCCAGUCAGAAUCACAGGGAGAUUUACCAAAUAAUCGAAUUGAUUCUGAUGCAUUUUCGGACACAGAUGUAAUGUUGGAUAACUCUGACUAUGAGUCAGAUGAAAAGCUUGAAAAUACAUCACUUUUAAAUCCCACUAAACACAUUUCAAGUGAAGAUAGGAUGGAAGCCGAAGCAUUCAUAACACCAACUAGCAUCGGUUUAGAAGAAGGUGCAAAUUUAUGUAAACGGUUCGCCAGACCUGUAUCUCCUACACCACCCAGAGAUAUGGAAACUACAUCUAAUAAUAAAGAUGAUGUUGUUGUAGCAAACGUUGAUGAUAAUAGUGAAGCUCCUAUGACUCCAAAUUUUCCUAGAGUGUCAGUAGCAGCACGUUUAAUGUCAACAGAUAUGAGAGAACUCUCCCCUGCCCCAGCCUCAUGUGAAUCCAUGGGAGAAGCUUCAGCAAAUGAUGAGUUUUCGUUCCGAAACUUCCCACCUCGGCAUGCAGUUUCUCGCUCAAUAGACUCAGCUGCCACUGUGUUUCAAUUUUCCUCUACAGAAGCUUUUCCCUUCGAUGGAUUCAGUGCAUCAUCAUCACGAGUAAUUUCUCUAACCACCGACCAGGCUUCUGUAGAAGAACCAUGCAUUCUAGAUGAAACACAACAAGAUCACAUUCACACUGAUAAUGAAAAUAUAGAUCAUGCCUCUCUGGAAGUGCAAUCCAGCUUUGAAUCGCAAAGAGAAGGGAUGCAAUCUGUUACUGCACCUGGAUAUAUGUCAAUGACAUUACCGGAUCAAUCUACUUCUGCAAAUGUUUAUUCCAUGGGUCCAGUUACCACCUCCACCUGUAAAGAAUCCUUUAGUGUCACAAGUCAAGUAGAAAGAGAACAAUCCAAUGUGAAUGUUAUUCCACAACAUUGCAUGACUUCCUUUUCUGAAAAGUUUUCCAAAUUUGUAGAAAUUAUGGAAAAGGAGGGAGUACCUUGUUCACCAGUUGAGCAUGAGCCACUUUCCAUACCAAUUGAAGGAUAUAUGGAAAUCAUGGACCCUGCUCGAGCCAGAGCAGAAGCAGCUAGGUUUGAAGACAUGGCGUAUAUGGAUAUAGCAUACCAGGCCAACUCAGAAGAGUACAAUAUAACAACACGUUCCCGUCACAGUACAGGUCAAGAAAUUAAGGCAAUUGCAGAUGACAUCCUGUUAACUGAAGACAGCUCUGAAUCAAUUGAAAUGGACAGUGUUGUGACUCCACAGGGAACUUUGUUACACACCAUAUUGCAAACUAGUGAAGAGCAUGAAACAUUAGGCAAAAGCUCAACAGAGUUUUCUAAAACUAAAACGGAUUCAGAACUGUCUCAUGGUGAUGAAUUGCCUAAAGCAAAACUUGAAAAGGUUAAAACAAGUCGAAUUCCAGUUUCAAAAAUGACCAAACCCAAACCUGUUGCUCAGAGAAAACGAGAAGAUCCUGUUUCACCUGGUUUAUCCCGUAGCCUCCCCUUGCGCUCUUCUGGGAAGAAAAAAAGAGAUAAUACCUCCUCUUUCACGAAAAGAAAGGGUUUGUCAAGAAGCACAUCCGCAUCUAAACUUCCUGUAAGGCGUAGCACUGAAAGUCAACGUCCAAAAUCAAAGAAAACUAAACAGAAACCACAAAACCAAGAUUGUGAUAAUUCUAUUGCUAGUCAAUCUUCUUUGGCAAGUCAAGGGAGUUGUUCUUCCACAGUUUCACGAUCGUCAUCAACCAGCUCAAUGAGAUCUCUAAAGUUUCGCAAAAGUGGUGGAAGUUCCCCAGUACAGGAAACAAGUAUUUUUCGAUCUGAAGCAUUUGUUAGCAAGACAAUGGGUAAUGAGAAAUACAUUGCACUGCGUGAAGGUGUGUUCACAUAUAAAACUUCUCCGGCAGAAGAAAAAGAAAAGAAAAACAGAAAUAAAACAACAUCACCUGGCCAAACUAAUACUGCAACAACACAAAUAAGAACUUUGAAAUCAACUGGAAUUCCAGUGCCUUCCCGACUUCACGGUCAUGCAACUGCUCCUUAUGCCUGUGAUACAACAAAGUCUACAUCUUAUACAAAUGAAGAAACGCAUUUUUUAGCUGAUAGCCCGAGCCUCUCAGGGUCAACCACAUUAACCUUUGAACGCUCGGGCGCAAACCUCGAUAGUGUAGAAGUAAAAACUUCCAGUACUGUGAGUACCACAUACAGUACAAGCGGUGUGAAAAUAUCUUCAAAUUUUGCAACUUCCCUACACGAUACAAUGAAAACAUUGUGUACAACAUCAGAGGGAACUUCAACAACUAUGCAUGAAUACAGUGAAGACUACAGUACAACACAUACAGAAGAUACAAUAAAUCGCGUUUCACACCUGUCAGAAUCAAGUAGUUCUUAUCGAGACAGUAUUAGUGCAGAAAGUAUGGAAAGUACUUCACCUUUGUCAUCUGACUCUAUGGACUGCAGUUGCAACUCAGUCAUUAGAGAGAUAGAACAAGAAGCUGACACACUUUCUAUUACAUCUGAUUCUUUGGAAAAUGAGCCAUCUGAUUUCAUGCGAACAAAUUUUAAAACAGAAAUGAACAAUUCUGUUGUAGUUACUUCUUUAUUGUCAAAUCUUGUGCAUAGCUCUGGUAUUCAAAAUGCAACAUCGAGCUCUCAAGCAGUAUCUACAAGUGCACACUUUGGCCAAAUGAUGUCUCUCGAACAUGCUGGUUCUGAAGUACAUCAGGAUGGACAAAGACGAACUAGGAUACCAUCUGAAAAAGAUGCUUUGGAGCAAAAGCAUCAGGCCAUUGCUUCACAGCUUGGUCUGCAAUGGCCACAGUUAGCUGGUGCUCUUGGUCUAAAUGCAGAUGAUGUGUGGAAGGUGCAGAAGCAUGGAGACGGUGGGAAUCCAGGUGAACAAAGUUCAAGAAUGCUUCAGAUGUGGUUGGAAAGAAGUGGAGACAAAGCAACAGAUGAACAGUUAAGUGCUGGAUUAAAUAGUAUUGGUCGAGGAGAUUUGUGCUACUUGCUUGAGGAUCCAGUUUUUCAUUAUGGUGAGGUUGAUCCAUCUCUACAUAUGGACAGACACCUUCAUUACGAUACUUCAGGUUUCAAUGCAUUAACCGAUGAGUUAGGUUCAGCAACCCCUACUCCUGGUCAUGUAAGUUCUCCUUACCCCUUCACAAAUAGAGAAAACAGACCACAAAUUAGUACAUCCACACCUACACCAGCUAUUAAGGCUGAAAAUGAAACAGUAAAUGGAGAUCUUUCUGUAAUAACUCCAUCCACAACUGGAGUAGAUGACGAUGAUGAUUACAACACGCCACACUUCAUAUAUGUUGCUGAUGAAGAUGAUGGUGCACAAGAGAAUAAUGUUGAAGAUCAUGAUCAAAGUUCAAUUAAAAGUGAGGAAAAUGCUCAAAGAUCACGAAAAUCAUCAUCAGCUUCAUCUUCUACCACAAGCGGAGAACACAGCAUGACUGAAGAUAAUAUGGUGGCGGAUACCAAAGAAACUGCUGAAAGUGUUAAAAGUGAAGAAAACAAUGAUGAGGAACGAAAUGGAAAUAAUGAUUUGUACCAACCCGGUAGCAGUGAUACUGCUGAUGUUCCAGAAGAAAAUGUCAUCACCAGCACAACUACGAUUAUAAGAACAAUAGUAGUUCAAACAGACUCUCCGCAAACAGUUGAGCUACCAUCCCCUAAAAUAGAAGGCGAAGACGUAGUAGAGGUUUCUCGUGAAGUCCAUCAAGAAGUUGUCAAUAACGAUGACAAAGCUUAA